This is a messenger RNA of Clonostachys rhizophaga, 2373 nucleotides long. NCBI's taxonomy places the organism in Eukaryota, Fungi, Ascomycota, Sordariomycetes, Hypocreales, Bionectriaceae. The record is from the annotation of a GenBank genome assembly.
AUGGCCGAGCCUUCUACCGAGCCAGGCGGUGAGACCGAUCUCCCGUCGUGCGAGGGCUGUCGAAAACGGAAGCUCAAGUGCUCUCGGCAGCGUCCUCUGUGUUCCAAUUGCGAAAAAUACAAUACUGUCUGCUUGUACGAAGCCCGGAGGAACAAGCCGGGGCUCAAGACGGGGGCCGUAGAUGCUCUAUCUCAGAGGCUGCAGGUAAUUGAGAAUUACUUAUUCAAUAGAGAGCACGAGGAAGGUGACGAUGAACGCCCGUCAUCACUUCCGAACGCCGCAGGACAAGGUCCGCCGUCGGGAGGCACCAACAACAGUAGUAUAACUGCAGCACCAGUCCUGGGUAUCCUUACCUCAUUGGCAUCGGAAAUCCAGAAGCUAAACUCCAACAUCGUUUGGUCCCAAGACAAUUUACAAACUAACUCACAUCUUGCAAAUGCUGAGCCUCAGCCUCAGCAAAGAAAGCGGAGGAGGCUUGGCAUACAGGAAGAGCCCUUGCAAGCAUGCGAUGUUGAUGACGAAACAGUCGAUAGUCUCCCAAGUAAUGCUCUCCUCGACGCUAUCAUGGACUUCUACUUCCUCCGUAUUCAGCCAUGGAUACCUCUCAUACACGCGCCAAAGUUCCAGCGGGAAGUGCAAUCACAUGACGGCCGCCAACGUAAUGCAGUUGUCUUGCAUGCCAUGAUUGUGGCUACACUAAGGCAUCUCUCUCCGGAUGUUCACGGCCUUUCAAGAGAAACAGUGAAGGCGACCAUAAAAAGAUCUCGUGAUUACGUCUUAAGGGCCGCAAUGAGUGGCUUGUCAGUGGAAAAUCUACAGGCAUUUGCCAUUGUUGCUUUUAUACACAUAGGAAGUGGAGAAUCAGCAAGGGCUUGGCCGAUCAUAGGUUCAAUGACCAGAAGCGUUCAAUAUUUGCAGUUGAGCGUUGAGUCUGAGGAUACUAAACAAAGGAACUCGUUUCUUACUUCCUUGCCGACGCUACCAGACCCCGAGAAUUGGGUUGAAGAAGAGGAAAGAAGAAGAGUAUUCUGGAAUAUCUUUAUUCUCGACAGAUUCUGUUCGGUAACAACAGGAUGGAACAACAGUCUAACCGCAACAGACGUGAGUAGGAGACUCCCGGUUUGUGGUGGUAAAUGGUACAACGAAACGCCUUGUUUGACCCCCUACUUCGGCAUCUGGUCGCGAUCAGCUGCAUCUCUGGGCAACUCCAUUACGUUCUUACCAACCCACUAUGCCAGCCCGUCCAAAGCCUCAAAUACGGAUAGCGGAGCCGUGGAGUCCCCCGUCCCGAUACGUCAACGGGCAAAGCCGGAUGCACCACUGGACAUUUCCAAUAUUGGGGCAUUUGCAUAUUAUAUCGAGUCCAUUGAGUCCCUGAGCCGAGUAAACACGUACUUCCUCCAACAGGAAGUUGACUUUGGAGAUAAGCAAGAAGUCCUUAGCUGGCUGACCCGAUUCAAGGAGCUUGACUUGAGACUGGUUCACUGGAAAAUGUUCCUUCCCAAUCAGUGGAAAGACUCCGGAGCCUCUAGAGAAGCAAUGCCCGGCAUCAUGGAUCCCAAUAUGACCGCAGCAAAUGCCACACAUAAUGUUUCCAUGAUACUUCUCCAUCAGAAGAUUGCAUACCCUGGCCCAGAGCUGGCCGGAAUAAAGCUACCAAGUUCUUGCAGUGCAGAAACGUGCCUAAGUGCCGCUGUUGAGACAGCUAAUAUCUGCAACCAGUUUCUGGAACAAACUACCAAGGAGGUUCUUGUCACUCCUCAACUCGGAUUCUGUGCGUUCAUUAGUGCUAGGAUUUUGUUAGUGCACUGGAGGUAUACUCGUACAGAGCUCCCCCGCGAAUUCUGGUCCAUGGUGCUCAAUCUGGAAGAAAUGUCCCGCCGCUGGUCUGGUGAUGAUGAUCCCAUAACAUUGUUCUUGCAGUUUGCACUCCGACUGAGAGACUUGCACGAGAAAUGUAUCCGAAACCCGCAUUUCAAGAUUGAUCUUCUCGGUGAUUCUGAGGAAGCAAUUUGGGUCGAUGAGCUUCUACGCGUCACACCAAGGUUGGCAGCUGGAACAGAGGGCGGCUCUGGUCGUGGAAUGUCAUCAGGACGGAAUGCUCCCGAAUUUCGGCAAUUCAACUCUCAGGCAGACACUGGGGUCCUAGGCAGCAGUCUGCCAGGACCUAUCACCAUGGAGAGUGACGUCCAGCAAUGGGCAGCUACAACAGGGCGCGAGCUAGAUGAGUCGAACGACGACUUAAACGCCAUUUCGGAGCUUCUCCUGGGACAAGGCUUCUCCAAUAUGGAUCGUGUCAUAAGUUUUGAUGACAUGGCCUUGGCUCAGAAUGGCGAGCAAUGGAAUGAUUCAUCGCAACCACAGGGAUGGUAA